This is a messenger RNA of Amphiprion ocellaris (clown anemonefish), 1560 nucleotides long. RefSeq names its product hemopexin b (gene hpxb). The coding region runs from base 77 to 1381 and encodes 434 amino acids. The transcript has 10 exons. Gene Ontology annotation, molecular function: heme transmembrane transporter activity. NCBI's taxonomy places the organism in Eukaryota, Metazoa, Chordata, Actinopteri, Pomacentridae. The record is from RefSeq and is a predicted model, not a curated record. Gene Ontology annotation, biological process: heme transport; intracellular iron ion homeostasis.
CAGCUCCCGCAUAGCUGCACUUCACAGCUCUGCUCCAGUGUCAGACUCUACAUCAGGGGACUUCAUCUGGAUCACAAUGAAGCUGUUCACCAGAACUCUGAUUCUGUGCUUGGCACUUGCUCUCACUAAUGCAGCACCUUCGCAGCCACCAGAUUUGGCGGCAGAGGUUGCUGCUUUGCCAGAUCGAUGUGCUGGCAUUGAAUUUGAUGCCAUCACUCCUGAUGAGCAGGGAAACACUUUCUUCUUCAAAGGUGGCCACCUGUGGAAAGGUUUCCAUGGUCCUGCUCAGCCUUCCAACGAAAUAUUCAAGAAACUACACGACAUCCAUCCGCUUGGCCAUGUUGAUGCUGCUUUUCGCAUGCACAAUGCAGAGAACCCAGAUGACCAUGAUCACAUUUAUUUCUUCGUGGAUGAUAAAGUGGUCCGCUUCUAUGACCAAUCUCUGGAGGAUGGGUAUCCGAAAGAAAUGACGGAGGAGUUCCCAGGAGUCCCCACUCACCUGGAUGCUGCCGUGGAGUGUCCCAAAACAGAGUGCAUGACCAACACAGUGCUGUUUUUUAAAGGACAAGAUGUGUAUUUUUAUGAUCUCGCCACUAAGACAGUGAAAACCAAGACAUGGUCCCACCUGCCUCAGUGCACGUCUGCUUUCCGCUGGUUGGAGCACUAUUACUGCUUCCACGGGCACAACUUCACCCGCUUCCACCCAGUGUCAGGAGAGGUGACCGGCAACUACCCAAAGGACGCCCGCAAUUACUUCAUGAAGUGCCCCAACUUUGGUCAUGGAGGUGAUCGUACAGUCCCGAAAUGCAGCGAGGUCAAACUUGAUGCCAUCUCAACGGACGAUACGGGCAAAACUUAUUUCUUUGCAGGUUCUACCUACAUGCGCCUGGACACCAGUCGUGACGGCCUUCACGGCUUUCCAAUAACCAGAUCAUGGAAAGAACUGACCAACGGAGUGGAUGCUGUCUUCUCCUACAUUGACAAAAUCUACUUAAUGAAGGAUGAUAAGGUUUACAUCUAUAAAGCAGACGCUCACUACACCCUCAUUGAAGGCUACCCUAAAAGCUUGAAGGAGGAACUGGGCAUUGAAGGACAUGUGGAUGCUGCUUUUCUCUGUCCCAAUGAACACACAGUUCAUAUCAUCCAAGGAGGCAGGAUGCGUGACGUUGACCUCACAGCUACUCCCAGAGCCAUCACCAACGAUGUACCUUUACCUCCACACUUGUCUGAUAUUGAUGCUGGUCUUUGUGGGCCAGAUGGAGUGAAAGUGUUCAAGGGCUCCCAGUUUUACCUGUAUGAGAGCCCCAAGAUACUGGCCACAGGAAGGAUAAUUGUUGAACCUCAGAAAAUCACCUCAGCAAUGAUGGGAUGUCAGGAUUGAGUGAGGAGAAAAAUUAUCCAGACACACCAAGAGUACAGAAUCAAAAUGAUCACACUUUAAAUGGAGUGAAGAGGGCUAAAUUUACAUCAGCUUGCAUCUUACAUGUAAGAUUUUGGAAAAAAUUCUUUCAUGCAGUCAAGUUUGACUUUUGUUUGGUGAAUAAAAGGUGGAAAAGAAAA